Xyrichtys novacula (pearly razorfish) is the source of this 22842-nucleotide messenger RNA. The record is from the annotation of a GenBank genome assembly. Lineage: Eukaryota; Metazoa; Chordata; Actinopteri; Labriformes; Labridae.
GCGGACAUCUUGGAUUUUGAGGCCGCCAUCUUUGAAUUUUGCGUGGCUAACGUUAUUUUUCAAAAGAGUGGGGUUUGAAGAGUAUAUGUACCAAAUUUCAUGCUUGUAUAACAAAGUGAACAAUUAUCUCCUUAUCUGCUCUACUAAUGGGAUUUGGCCCAUAUCAUCUAACAUGAGUAACAGUGGCAAGAAAAAACUUCUUUUUAACAUGCAAAAACUUUGGGAAGGACCAGACUCAUGCCAGACAGCCACCAAGCCGCUGCUGGGUUGGGGAGGAAUACAUAGAGAUAGGGGGAGGAGAGAGAGAUUGAGUAAGGGAGAGAGACAGGGAACAGCAGCAUUAAAACAACAGCAACAACAACUCAUGUAAUGGUGAAACAAAAUGAAUUCAGUUUACAGGGUUAGGAUAGGACGUUUUCAUAUUCAUCAUUAGUUCUCUGAGUUCCAUUGACUAUCAUGACCUCUGUAUUAUGAGCUUUCGUCGACUGAGUCUGCCCCCACCAUGACCUCAGAUGACAGCAGUGCGGCCACGUCAAAGCGAAAUAGUCUGGUUUGGCUCUGCCCGGCACCCGUAGGUAAGUUUGCCCGAUUGUUUUGGCUGUGUGUUCAUUAGAGGCAUUUGCUGUCAGGUCCACAACCUGAUUCAAGGUUUGUAAUCUGUACGCCUAUGUCAAGUUAACUGUGGCGUCGCGCACUUGUACUAUGUAUUUGUAUUUGUCACUUAUUUUGUAGUGAAAACACAGAAAGUCGAGUUAUAUUUUGCGGACUGCAAACCUGAAAGCGCAUGACAGCACUGCGGACCUCUGCAGCUAACAAAUAAAGCUACCGCUUCGUAUAUCUGGACAAAUAUUGGGGGUUUAAUUCUCUAAUGACAUUUUAAGUCACGUUUUUUGACUCUAUGACGUCCUUUCAUCAUCUUACUAUUCGUGCUUUUCGGAGUGUGUUAAAAUGUGUGUUUGUUUGACAACCAGGAAGGCUAAGCUAGCUGUCGCCUGUUAAAACAAGGAAGGCUAAUGCUGACUGAGGCCGAAUUGAUCCCAAAUUACCUCAUUCUCUGUGAAACUGUGUUGUGGCAAUGCCUAGUAAUUUGUGUCUCUAUCAAUUUGAAACACUUAUAAACACGUUUCUUGUACACCCACAUGUACGAGUGACUAUAACGGGUGGGAUAACUGAAUGCUAAGCUAACCGGGUGUAACGCAAGCUGCAGGGUGGGGCUCUGUUAGCCAGCUGACUAUGAGUGAACAGCCUCAAUGAUAAAGUGUUCAGUCUGUUGUAACGCAGUGCAAAUAUUGAGGGAUUAAUCUCGUAAUUAUACGUGCCUGAAUCACUCGGUUAAGGAGAAGAGAGCCAGCAGUCUUAGUUGUGCUAAUCGACUCGAACAUGUGCUGGAAAAGUCCUCAUCUCCGAGUGUCUAAGUGGUGCUGAAGCUGAGAGCAUCAGUUUCAGGGCCCAUUCAAACACAGGCGUCUUUAAUCAGCAUUUAUUUUCAAAAUAUAAAUACUUAAGUUGUAAAAGUGUUUUGUGCAACAUAAUAAUAUUAAUCUUGAUUUGAUCGUUCGCAGUGGUGUGACCAUGUCUUCCAAAAGUGAACUGAAAGCGGAGCUUGAGCGGAAGAAGCAGCGCCUGUUACAGAUCAGAGAGGAGAAGAAAAUCAAGGAGGAGGAGCGCAGGAAGAAGGAGGUAUGUUUGGAGGAAAUAAUCAGAUAUCCACUGAUAUUGAACGCAAAAGUUGAAACAAGGCAUACAUGUAUCCAUAUCCAACAUUGAGUGUAAAUUUGACUAGAAACUUAAGUAUCUGUUCAAAUGCCAGUUAAUUCCCUUCAUUUGGUUUAUUGAAGUUUUUAGUUGUCUUUUGUUGUUGUUGUCUACAUACUAUUUAACACAAUUAUUAAGAACCACUGGUUGCAUUUGAAUCAAAUGACAGACCACCCUCAUUAAGUUAUCCACCAAAACUACAGAAGGUUGGCAUGUUGAUCUGAAAAAGGUAGUGUUGUUUAAUAAUUCAUCACUAACUGGUGUGUAACCGUUUGAUGAUCAAUUCUUUUCUUUUGUUCACUUAAAUAAGCUCUACAGAUGAUGUGCAGUUUAGGAUGUGUAGUAAUAACAUCUAUUUUUGGGCUGGGCGAUAUGGGAGAAAGUUUAUCAGGAUAUAUUUUCUUCAUAUCAAUCAAUAUCGAUAUAUCACUAUAUAAAAAGGGAAAUUUAACAGUGCUUAUUGGUAGCAUGUCUUUUGUAAAACGAUAAGCUACUGCAUCUGUGAGGUCUUUGUGUCUCUUCGACACUUUAUCAUAGGGCGUUACGCUAGAGAAAGCGGACUGAAUGGUCGGCUGUUUGGCUGCACAGGUGCCAUGGGCUCCUUACUCUGCUCAGGGUUUUUAACCUUUUGCAUUGCGCGUGCUCUGCUGCGUAGCACUGCUUCAGGUAGUGAAAAGAUUUGAGGUAUUCCCCGACUUUGUGAGAACAUGUAUUUGACAUAAUUUGCAGUGCACAUUACUCUGCUUCAUGUCCGACCUCAAAAAACCAAAAUACCUCCACACCACCAACGUUUUCAUGCCAGUGUUGUAGACGAUGUCAUCAUCUUUUGAGCCUUCGUCUGCAUUUCUGCCGGGGUAGCACUCAUUUUCUUUUUUUCUCACUGACAGUGCUGUCAGCUUCACGUGUUAAAGUGCUAUGGUUGCGUGUAGCUGCAGCCUGCUACUAUGCAGUUGUUUACUACUUGGUUCUAAUUCAACUCCCCUUUUCAUAAGCUAUUCGUAUAGUCUACCAAAACAUGGCAGAAUGCCGGCUAUCAAAAAGCAUACUGGCCAUGUUUUAUAUUGAUAUUGAGGGAAAUUAAUUUUCGAUAUAUUGUUAUCGUUUUACCGUCCAGCCCUACUACUCACUAUAUCACACAUAAUCCAUCGUGGUUUAGAGUUUGUAGAUUUUAACCAGUCACAUCUGCAUGAACAUCAGGGCAAUCUAAAGCUAUCUGAUAAGACAGCUCUACCUUAAAUUCUACUCUUACCAAACUUCACCAUUUUCAGUUCUGUUGACCUGGUCAUACAGAUGAUAACUGCUCUGUGAGUUAAUUGCUGAAGUUGCUGUGGGUGGUAGUGGUGUAUUUUAUACAUUGUACUUGAAGGUCUUCCUCAUAUUUGCUUCAGAUGUAGUUAGUAUCUUCCAAUAACACACUCCAGCAGCACACCACCACCACUCACUACACCUUUAAUAAUGAAAGUACAACAGCCUCUCUGUGCAACAAUGUUAAAAACUGAACAUUAAGGAGAUUUCAGAGCUGUUGUAUUGAAUUGCAUUAGAUUGCCCAGGUGUUUAUGGUGUUAUGACUGGUUGUUGUACUUCAGAUUAUUGAUUAGACCAGUCAAAUUUAAGCUAGUAAGAGUAAAAUUAUUUGAAGAGUUUUUUGGUUGUUGGUGAAAGUAAGGGAGCAUUUUGAUGUAUGAGCAAACAAAAUACUAUUCCAGUUCAGUUCUUUGUUUACACUUGUGUAAUAUCUGAUGAAGUCAAAUUCAGAACUACAAACAAAAAUCUUGUAAUAAGACAGUUAAAAGUAGACUUGAUGCAAACCAGUCUCAAAUUCAUUACACUGUCUGUACAAAAUACAACUGUCCAAAUACAGUAAAUAAAGGGGAAAUUUACUUGUUUCUCUUUCCACUCAAUUAUAAGCUACACAGCAAUGAUAUAUGCUUGCAGAGCAGCAAAGAAGAACGUUAUGUGGAUUAUCACGUAACGAUUGUAGACAAAAACUGUAUUGAAUAUGUGGAGAAUGCAAAGUGCACAGGGGCACCAGAAUAAGGUGUCUUGUGCAAUUUAAAGGCUGUUUUAAGAAGUUUUAAGAAGAAUAUAACUAGUAUGGAAACCUAUUUAUGAUAGGUCAUGUAAAAAAAAAAAGUCAUGUUUCUGUGGCUUUAUCCUGCAGAGUUAUCAUGGCAGGAGUCUUUGGGAGCCAAAGCGCCCAUUAUAUAUUACCUUUCAACUUGUUUUGGGGUUAGGAUCCUUUCGUGCUCUGAGCCAGACCUUAAAACAACAACAACAACACACAAAUCAGAUUCAUGAAGGCCCCUAAUGUUCUCUCAAAUGAAGACGUAUACAUUUUUUUCCACACUUAUGUCAUGGAGGUACUCUAUAUUGACCAGGAUUCAGGGUUUAAGGAGCGAAAUAAAGUAAAUGGUGCACAAACCUCUCUUACUUUAAGUGCUGUACAUUUAAUUGUUUAUUAGGAAUAUUUAAUAUUUGAGUUAAUGACUGAUACAUGUCUGUCCUUUCAGGCUGACCAAUUGAAAGAAUCUGCACUCCAUCAAGAUGAUUCAGACCUGGAGAGAAAAAGACGUGAGACUGAGGCCUAUUUACAGAGCAUGGGCUUAGCCACAGAUAUUCCUGUUGGUAAGUGACUCACAUACACUGUAAAUGUAAAAAUAGAGUAAAACAUACACUGUUCACACAUUUUUAUAUAAUCUGUUUAUUCAGCUGACUAUUUACAGACACCAAAAACAGAGCUGUUGCGUGUCUGCAGGUCUUUCUCUUUAUUAAUUCGUUGUAUUAGUAUUCGACCUGGCAGUCUUUGUACAAAGGUACUAUUCGAUUCUUUUAUUUGUCUCCUUGGGUCGUCCCUUUGCGUCUUAGCUCCUUCUGUGGUUGAAAAGGCAGAUGUGAGGAGGAGUCACAAAUGUCUUAAAAAAGCUUUUUCAAAAGCUUUCGGUUUAUUUAACAUUUAGAUAGAUAUCUUCAUUAUUGAACAGUCUCACAAACUUUUGUUCAUCAAGGUAUAAAUCCUCAAACAGGAACUGGGGCCUUUUAUUUGCUUUUACCGCAGAGGGUACCACAAAUUGCAGAGCAGAGCAAAUAGGUUCUAUGUUUGCUAGUGUUGUUUGCAAACAUUUAACUGAGCCAUUAUGCAUUUUUUUUUUUUUUACAAAAUAAUCCUUUUUCUAUGCAAACGAGCCUUCCUGCAAAAAAACUCUCAAUUAAUAAACGCUAGUGCUAAAAGCCAUGUGCACUUAGAGUGCAAUUAAGUCAGUUUUAUCAACGGAGCUUGAAUAUUUACAUGUGCCAUCAUGCUGUCUUCAUUAAUAAAGGUAAUGAUGAUGUAGAUAUGAUAUAGAUCUAUACAUUAAGUCUGUUCAUAUUUCUUUGACAUUGCUAUUUUGAUGAUAAUCAGGGGUUAAAUCACUCUAAGGCUGUAUGUGACUCAACCUGCCACACAUACAGGCUGUUCAUGGUCUGAUGGAUUGUUCAUUUAUUCAAAUAUAUAUAUUUUUUAUCCAAACAAUGUGCUUUUUUCCUGCUUGCACCUGGAAGUAAGAUGAAUAUGAUGAAAGAGAUGAUGGAUAUCUGUCAUAAACUGACAGCUCAGUAAAAUUUGAAGGACUAUCCCUCUGCAUCCAGCUCAUUAUAUAGAAUUAAGCGCAGUCAGUAUGAGAAUAUAUGGAGUGCAGCUCUGAUCAGCAGUAUGUGGAGAUGCUGACAGCUAAUCUAAGUCAUAAUGCAACACAAAACCAGAGCAAACUGCACAAAGAUGGCCUGUGAUUUAGUAUCCCCCAAAUCUGUUGUCGUUAUAAAAGACCAUACACUGGUGUGUAAUUAUUGUAAGUCUACUGGGACUUCAUUCACUCUUGAGGACCAUGAUCCCGAUCACAAUAAAGAACCUGGGCUGCGAAUUAAAGACGAAUCCUGAUCUGAGGAUUCAUAGUCACUGGUCUGUGGUAUUGUUACAGUUAUUGAUUUCAAUAAUUGAAUCUUCCUGUAGCUUUUUUAAACCUGCAUUUAUGGGAGCAGCUGAAUAAAGCACCUGAGAGCUGUGUAAAUAUGUGUAUAUUACUUUGUCAAAGCGUUCAAACUGUUAAAUAUUCGUCAGAUCAGUGCUGUGAAGGUUAUGUGUUAUAGGUUUAGUCAACAGGUCAUCACGUUUAGUCAAAACAUGUUAAUCAACAAUAUAUCUAUACAAUAUAAUUCAAUUAUUGAUCUGACAAUGUUUCAUCCUCUUAACACUAACGCCGCUGCUCUCUUUGCUCUGCCCCCAUCUGGGAUGAUUCAGAGUUGACCAUUACUACAAAACUUUCUGCUGACUACGGUCUAACUAUGAUCUGUAAAGUAUCUCCAGACUGGGCUAAAUUAACAUUUUGAUAUGGAGCUGUUAUGACAUGAGCAGCAAACCGUAAAAUUCAAUUUGAAAACUGAUGUUGCCCCAGUGGCCGGUUGUGUCUUUGUCACUGAGGUGGCAGAAAAAAAGGAAAAUUUAUGAAUGAAAAUGAGGGACAUGCAUGGAGGCAGAAGAGAUUUGGACCCACGAUGCAUUAGUGUGGAUUAGUGGCCAAGUUAACACUGUUUCUCCAGACCAGCUCAGCCUGUCUGAGUGCAUUGUUGGUAUUUUGGUUGACAGAUUAGACGCUCAAUGGGGUAAAAUAUCCCGGGUAUUAAAUGUCUCACCGCCCACCUUCAAAUUUUAAGUCCUGCCAUCGUCUCAUUAUUGCAAAGAAAGCACAAGACUCAUCCAAGUUAAUUGAUCACAGAUGCAAUUGUAGGCCAUUGUCUUCUUGUCUUCGUCAUGGAGAACCAUGUUGAUGAACAUGCACCACCCUAAUUUUGGUCCAUGACAUUAACGCUGGUAUCAAUACAGUCCUUUUAUUAUUAGGCUAUUAAUUUUGUUGGACAGGGUUUAUGUAUUUUGACCAGGUCCUCAAAUUUUUACUUAUAUUUUUACUGCACAUACAUUGUAGAAUUGUAUUUUACUGGCCUUCUUAGUCAUCUGACCACAGACCAGUUUGCAACCUGUAUGAUUCUGUAAAAAUCUGAUCUCUGGCAAAAAGCUGACCAACAAGUAAGAGUUUCUUAAAUUCAGUUUGUUCAGUUUGAACAUUUCUAGAUUUAAAAAAGAAUCUUUAAGCAGUCAAAACAUCACCCUUUAAAAUUAUAAAUGUGCUCUAUGUAAAAAAAAUCUUCUAACAGAAGGGUCACAUGGUCUGUAAUUUACCUCCCUGAAGUGCUUUCAGGCUUGAAAAAAACAAUAUAGAAACAGUCGCCCUGUUUGUUGGUAUUUUUGACUUUUUAGGCCACAAAGAGGCGCCAGUGUUUAUUUCAGUCAGUCCACACAGGAGCUUUAAAAACUCACUAUUGCUGCAGUUUGGUCACUAAAUUAAGGUAAUGACUAACUGAUUGGAAAUUAGAAAUAAAACUCAGUACUCUACUGGGUUUUUUUCAGGGCAUUUUGCUGAAAGGGUCUUGCACAAAUAACCUGAAAACCAUUACUUUGUAUUUGGUGGACUUCAAAAGAUUUUCAUGAACACGUGUGAUUUAAAAAGGAAAGAAGUAGUAAAAUAAUCCCAGUAGAGAAUGAGGUUUGCAGAAUAAAUUCAGCGAGUGUCUAGCAGAGCACUUUCAUGUUAUUACCAGCAGGUGGCAGAAGAGGUCCACAGGAACAUUUCCACAUGCAGGUUACAAACAAACUGAAAACAGGCGCUAAAACAGAUGUUUUCUGUCUGUUUCCUCUCACUGAAUUCAUUUUAAUGUUUAUAUCCCAGUGAUAAAAUCAGUGUUAUUGUGUUGUUUUACUGUGUUUUAUAGUAUGUACUGAGCUUCAGUUUAUUAUGACAGAUUUGUGAAUUUGUAACCUGUUUGCCCACUGCUGUCAAAGCUUAAUUCACUCCUGUUCAUGUGUUCAAGACGUCUGAUCAGGAAAACAAACAUUGUUGCUUUUCAUUCUGAGCUGUAAGAAGCUCUGUGUAUGGUAACAGAUGACUUUGUCUGUUUGACCACGUAGCCCCUCCUCCCACGUCUCCUACAACCAAAUCUGCGGGCACCCCAAGUGAGGCCGGGAGCCAGGACUCGGAUGGAGCUGUGGGACCCAGGUACACACACACACACACACACACACACACACACACACACACACACACACACACACACACACACCGACUGAAGCAACACUCAGGCUGUUAUUCCACCUGAGGAAGUAACGUUUAAAUACCUGAUAUCAAUCAAAACAUGUAUGCCACUGUGAAGCUAAUACCAGCACAUGCUUCCAGGGCUUUUUGGUCAGUAUUUUAUUACAACAACAUUAAUAAUGUGCUUUGAAAAACAUUUGUGUUUUUUCCAUUACUUUCAACUCCAUAAAAAAAAGUUAUGGAGCGACUUCAAGCAUGUUCUUAUCAAGAACAACUGAGCUAAAGUCUUUAAUAAGUCUCAUACUAUUAAAGUGAAUGAUGACGGGUUCAUGCCAUCAAACUGCAUGUUUAUUUAAUUUGUGUGCUGUUGAAUUAGGACGAUCUUAAAUUAACAAUAAAACAGCAGGCUGCUGUGGUGCCUGGGGGACUUCUUAACCCCUAAUUAGAGCCCCUUUCCUGGGCUGAAACUCAAGCUCCCCUAGUGUCCCAUCAGGCCCAGGGAGCUGUUCCCCCUACGUGUUGACUCAUUUCCCUCACCAGCAUGGCCAUUUCCUACACACAUGGAGGUCAUGUUUUCUCCCUGAGGGUCCUCUCUCCCUCCCUCCCUCUCUUGUCGACACAACACUCAGUGCCUUUGGUGUGACACAGUUCAGAUUUUGCAGACCUGCAGGCUGCACAUCAUGCCAAUCUGAGAGCCUGUGCAUCUAUGCAUUUUAAGCAGAAAAGCUCUUUCAUGUCUCAGCUUUGUGUCUACAGACUCGAGCUCAAUAUGCACUGUUGAAUGUUAGAGAAAUUCCAGUCUGAAGUGAGUUCUAAUAACAUGUACAGAUUUGUUACCUAGGAUUAAUUCAGCAUGUUGUGUGCCAUGAUGCUAUCUUUAUCUCCUCUCCUCAUUUGUGCUUGCUUGUCUCUCUCACUAAUGCUGCCUUGUUGCUGUGACACUAACCAGGACUCUGCACUGGGACUCUGAUCCGUCCACUCUUCAACUUCACUCUGAUUCUGAGCUGGGGUACUGGACACUCUCUUCUCUCCUUUUCUGGUCAUUUUCCCUUCUCUCAAUCUACGGCAUGAUUACUGUGCUUUCAAAGUCAUGAUUCUGCUAACGCAAUCCAGAAGAAGAGUCAACUAGUGCAUGCAAACGACAACAGCUUUUAAUAAAUUCACAAUGGGUGUUGAACUAAUCAGGAAUCUUUGCCAUCCCAUGAAACACUCAUUUACUGACAUUGAUCAGCACCAGAUUCCUCUUCCACAGAGGCUCCAAAAAACAAAUGAGAAUCGUAACACUAGAAGACUGUUUUGCUUGUUUUUAUUUCUUGUUACAAAUGUUUUUACUUUGUAGUUUUAGCAGCUUGUGCAAAGUUUGAGUCAUUUUGUGUUUUUAGGCGGGCGACACCUAAACUGGGAAUGGCCAAAAUCACACAGGUGGACUUCCCACCACGUGAGACUGUGUCCUACACAAAAGAAACCCAGACACCUGUCAUGACGCUGCAGAAAGAAGGUAAUUCUUACAUAACGUAACCUCAAAAAAACAGACUAACACGAGUUAACCUUGUUGUGUGACUGAACAUGUGGGUUCUUCAAAAAAGAUAAAAAAAAAAGUCAUGGUUUGCUUCACAACUUCUAAAGAAUUAUGCAAAACAAAAGCAUCCAAAGGCUGUUCUUGAAUGUACGAGUGGCUGACCGGAAGUGAUCAGCAAGUCAGGAGAUCUGAUUGGAGAUGAAAGGAGAGAGGGGAAAAAAAGAGGCCCAGGAAACACAAGAAGCUGAAAGAGAUAUUAAAUUCAGACAAGCCCUGCUCCUCUGAUCCUCACCACCAACCCUGCUCUGGGAAAAUUAAUGAGCAGGAUGAGAAGACCAGUGACAGGAAGGAGAAAGCGAUUCAGGAGGGAGAUAUGAAGCUCUGCGACUGCAUACGACUGCUCUCUGCGAGUGAAGCAUGUCGAUAUGUAUGUAAUUGCUGCUCUGGAGCUUUCAUGUGGCCAGCCGAGGAGAAUACUUGGACCGCUACUAGCCUCCACAUGUUGAACAGAUGUUUGAUAAAAUAUGCAAUAUUUGUGGGUGUGCUGUUUGUUCCUGGUUGAUUUAUGUAAUGAUAGAUGGCGUAUUAUGCGCUUGACUUAAUCCCUGAUUAGAACUUUUUGUUUUCCGUUCUGAUUUUUGUUUUUAUUAGACAGAUCUGUCAGAACUGUAACUACUGGAUGGAACGAGCCCCGCUUUCCAGGCUGUUGGCUCCAUUUGUUUGCCUCAGCUGACACAUCUCUUUAAGAAUUUUGAAAGCCUGGUUAGGAUUUUAAACAGUAUGCUGAUUGGUGGUUGUUGUCCCACCAGGUGAUGUGUAGAAAAUUCAGAUGUGGCAUGCAGCAGGAAUGAGAUCAAAUUGUGUGAUUUUGUGGAAAGACUACGAGCAGAACUAGUGAAGGAUGAAGAGCGUCCCUCUGUUUGUAGUUGCUCUUUACUCCUGACUCUCCUGGGCAUUGUAAAACUGUGUUAAACAAUGAUGGUUUCUGCCAGCUGUUCAACACCACCACCCCCCCUCCCUCUCUGCCACUAUGUAAUCAUUUCAUCAACUUCCCCUCACUUCCCUGUCUUCUCCCUUCAACGAGCAGCCACAUAACAAAACACACUCGGUGACAUUGUGCAUUUUCACACCAUCACUUCUGGCACUCGAUGAGGCGGCAUCCCCUUCCCCAGCUCGUUUCCUUCGGCGCAUUUUUGAUGCGUGGGGCAGCGUCAGGCCUGUUCUUUGAUUGAGCGAUUUAUCAUGUUGUCAGAAAGAGGCAACGGCGCAGCACUCUCAAGGUCAGCGGGCGGUGGCUUUCAAGGGAUUCAGCUGCUGCACACUGAGGGUUUCCUCGGAGUCUGCUGGACAUCUUGAAGAUAGGAGGGAAAUAUUUUAACACUGCCUGCCCUGUUGACAUCAACAAAACCCUGGUCUGUGGAGCAGAACACAUCUAUGCUUGUUAUCAGUGGAGCAUUAUUGCUUCACCCUACUCAACUAGAAACAGGCUGGGGGUCCGUAUAUUAAAGAUAAUACAGGUACAUGUAUUCAGUGAAAUCAAAAGUCCAUUAUCUGUAUGAGCAAAGUAGAUAAAGCUUUUAUAUUUGUGAUAGGUGAUUGUCUUACACUGGAUUAAAAUGGAUGCCGUAAGUGGUCGCUGACUGUGAAGUCAAAAGAUGUAGCCUAGAGCUCCCCCUACUGACUGGGGCUGCUGUGCAGGUCAUAAACCCCGCCUACCCCAUGUUAACAGAUGGACUGUAGAUCACGCUAUAAAAUUGAGAUAUUCAUCAUAUGAUUUUUUUUUUCUCAAACUCACUCUUAUUGUGUUUAUUUGUGUCCAAGAUUUCAUGUUUCCUUAGGAAUUUAGUUUUUAUUACUUAUUUGAAAACUGCAGGUUUCUGCAGAAACAAGGAGGAGUAACAAGAGAAAACAUUGCAAAAACCAACACAAGAGUCCAUCGCCCUCAGUGUCAGUUUCAAAUCAACACAAGGAUUUUACAGUGACCUGAGAGACCUUCAAAGUUUUAUGAGUAUUUUUAGUGCAUGUUUUAGUCAGUACAAAAGAUGUGACGUCAGUCCUGCAGCCAUGGCAGCCAGGUCACCUCUGUGCCUUAUCAAAGCAGCCUCUUGACUUCACAUCUCUGAAAAGGUAGAAAUGAAGGCAUAUUUCUGGAUAGAGUCAAAGGUGAAUAUAGUGUAAAAUAACAGUGCAGAAGGCUGGAGUAACAGUCAGAGAAGAACAGUCAUAAGAAGUGGACUGCAUACCUCGCUCUAAAUGUCUCGAUCGAUGGGAUACGUUCCCCUGCUGCCACCUGUUGGGUGAUGGUGUGUAAUAAGUUUGGGGUGCAUUACUCCUGUGCCCCAAGUCGCUCUCUUGUUUGGGUUUGUUUGGCGGGGUUGUCACACAGUGUCAGGCUGGAGACAUUCAUUACUUUACACGUGGAUGCAACAUUUUUAUUGCUGAAUUUACAGUUGACUCACUGUGUAAUAUUUACCUCACCCUUUGAAACACUCAUAUGAUCCAAGUCCGGUUUUGAAGUCCUACUCAGUGAAGAUCUGACUUUAGUGUUGCAAAAUUUGGUAGCCCUAGCUUAGCUUACAAUGAAGCAUCCUCCCAGAUGUCUUAAGCAGCCCUUGAAGACAAAGGGAGAAUUAAGAUGCAUUUUUAAAUAAUAGAAGUAGCACUAUCCCCACCGUAGUUUUAGCCGUAAUUUCAGGGUUAGGGUCUUCAGAUUGAUGAAUAUCUGUGCCCCUGCUACAGUAUUCCCAGAUUGCAGCAGUAGGUAAUAUGCAGCAUCAGUAUGCACUCUUUAACAAGAGGCUGUAAUUAUGGAAUAAGAUAUUGUUAGAGGUAGGGGUGGUGUGUGUGUGUGUGCGGGUGGAGUGGUUGGUCUGGUGCAGUGUUUAAAAAGGCUUGUCAGGAUUAUGAGUGUGUGGAGCAGUGCGGUAAAUCUAAUAUUUAAUUGAAUGUGAUUGUUUUAAUCGCUCUGAAUUCAGAGGCAGGUCAAAACUUUUAAUCACAAAAGCCCUUUAAUGGCCUUCUUUUGUGGAGUGCCACUUGUAAUUGUGGCCAGCUUUUAUGCACUUGAUGAUUAGUACUGUUAAAUAUCUAUUGUAUCCACCUCCCCCUGUAAUACUGUAGCUAAUUUCCAACAGAAAGUCUGCUGUAAUGUCUUUUUUUACCUAGGAUUGGAUAUUUAGAGGUAAAAAUUUUUAUUGUAUCUGCGGUGGAUGUUUGGUCUGGUUUUAGAUUUCUGCCUUUGGUUGGCUUAUCAGUGAUCUCUCAACCUCAGUGUCAUUGGAGACGUGUAACCAUGUCAAGAAAACAAUAGAGUCCCGCGUCACAGAUGACCAAGUCUUGAACAGUGAUAUCAGAUUGACAGCCAGCUGAUAUCUUUGUUUUUAUUUGCCUUGUAGCAGUUUUUCCUUUUGCUCCUCUUUGACACACAAUCACAAACGUUUUACUGCUCGGAAAAAAAGGUUGAUCUUGGUUUUUGAAGUGCAUUCUGCUAACUGGAUCUCGAGGUUUUGAGAAACUAGAAGUAGUAGCGGACGUGUUCCUGUGCCUGUGUAGUGGCGGGUUGAUGUUCUGUGGGUCGUUGCGGGGCUUUCAUACAGCCGAUAAAAAAAAAAACCCUUGUGCACGCGCUGGAGUCAGACCUCUUUUCGUUUGAAUGUAUAGAAAAUGGGGGACACCUGCAGUGGAGGGCAAAGGUCACCUAGUUUUGAACUUUUAUAUCGCCGUGUUUGCAUUAAUAUAUUGUCCACUGACUAAGACCUGUGAUUAACCCCACCCCCCACCCCCCACACCCCCAAAAGCUUUUAUUUCUUAAGCGGUUAAAAGCCAUAAUUGGGCCUGCUUUCAGAGGAGGUGUCAGUGUAUAGGACAUCGCUGAUCCGGGUGAAUUCUGUUAAAUGCAACUCUCCCCUCCCUCCCCACUUCCUCCACCGCCCACCCUGGCUAGGCACUACUACUACCCCCUCUACACAUCCACAGCGGGGUCACCAGGAUCACUAGCUUUUCUCCAAAUGGCCAUUUUGGCUGGCAGGUGCAUUAUACCCUUUAUUUUCAGAUUGUCUAUCCGCUCCUAAUGCCUGGCAGGUUGAUUGCUCUGGCUGCCUCACCAGGCAGAGGGCUGACGAGCACGGCUGGGACUAUCUGAAAGACAGUGAUUACUGUUUUCCUUUAAGCCUGAUUGAGGCCCUUGAAAGGAAAGAUUUUAACCUUGUCCUGUUGGCUGCAGAGUAUGGCCGCACAUUGAAAUGGCUCGUGUCAUCAACCCGGUUUUAGUAAACUCAUCAGUGCACCCAAUAACCCUCUUCCCCAAACCUCCAUCUGAGAAAGGGGAUAAAUCACUUUAUGGACAAAGUGACAGAUGACAUUAUCAUUUAGAUUAUCUCAGUAGGAAGGAAAUUCUGGCGUGCUGUGCUGUCAUCUUAGAUUAACUAUAAGACUUAUACCAAGAUAAACGUCUGUAGGAACCAGGCGAGUAUUUUUCCUCGGCUCAUCCUGAAUCUGUUUUGUCUCGCUUUUGCUAUUAUGCUUUACAUUGAAAGCACGGUCUAUAUACUGUCUCGGAGAUGUGUUUUGAAGAAGAAAAAAAAAAGAAAGCGUUUAUCUCCUCCGAGGUAGCACCGGUGUGCUGUUUGCCAGCUGGUCUGGCCUGUAUUUUGUUGUACAUUCUCUGAGGUUGAAUAGGAGUUGCAGGACCUCCUGCUAAGACGGUAAUUGCUCGGGCUCGCUGUUCAGGGAGAAGCUUGUCUCGGGGCAGCCAGGCGGAAAACCUCUGUGCCAUCCCCAUGCCACCUUUGAAGAGCACAAGACAAUCCCGGCAUCGCCAUCUGCUUUUGCACCAUGCCGUCAUCUGGUCAGACCAAUGGGAUGGGGCCAGGGGCAGCUGCUCCAACACCCCUCUGCCCCGCUGCCUGUGGCCUAGAAGGGGUUCAACCUGCCACUGUGUCACAGAGGAAGCAGCUACACUGACAGCUCGACUCACUAUUGAAACGCUGCGGUCUCAUUAACAGUUGGGAAAGACAGGGGUCCCUAUGACAACAAGACCCCCGCUGUGCUGUGUCCCUUUAACACAAAUGACAAACUUCCCUGCUUUAGAGGAGCAGGUUCUUUUGAAAGGCGACAUUGUUGCUGACAAACCAAACAAAUGGAAAGCAGAGAUACAGAAUCAGUCUUUGGCAGUGCACAUAAUCACCGGGGUGGAGCUUUUAUUGCCGAGAGAAAAUAAUGGAGAUGGAGGAUGUAGUGACCAAAAGGUACGAGGCGUUGUAAUGAGGCAUGGCUGUUUUGUUGUGUGAAAGUUGUCUCUUUUGAUGAGAUUUAAUGCCGUUUACAUUUGAAAGUUUGACUGAAUGUUUAUCAUGAGAAACGAGGAAAUGGAAAACAAUGAUUAAAUGCUGUACAUCUGCUGUUUACAUCAAACUCUGUCUACACUCAUUGUUUAACAUAACUCAUACUCUUCAAUUAACAGAAGAAGAAGAGGAGGAAGAAGCUGCGCCUCCACAGCCAGUUAUCGAGACUCAGACUGAGAAACUGGACCAGAAAGAGGAUGAGGAAGGUACGCAGUCGCCAUGAAUGAUACUUGAAUGAGAUGAAGCUGUGUCAGUCUCUGUAAGGGUUUUAUGAAAGUCAGUGCACGUUACAUAGAGCGGCACAGGACUUACCAUUGAAGACCCAUACUUAAUUUUGUCGGUUUAUUAUUUUCCUCCCUAUAGCGCCCCCUCAUGAGCUGACAGAGGAGGAAAAACUCCAGAUCCUGCACUCUGAGGAGUUUGUGAACUUCUUUGACCACAGCACGCGCAUCAUUGAGCGGGCUCUCUCCGAGCACGUGGACAUCUUUUUUGACUACAGCGGUCGUGACCUGGAGGAGAAGGACGGGUAAUAAUUGGACAACUUGUGUUUCUUCUUCUCCUUUCUUUUUUUUUUGGACUUGUAAUUGGUUUGUGGAGAGGUGUUGGUAUUGAUUUGUGGUGCUUUAUCUUCCACAGUGAAAUCCAGGCUGGAGCAAAACUCUCUCUAAACAGACAGUUCAUGGAUGAGCGCUGGUCUAAGCACCGCGUCGUCACCUGCCUGGACUGGUCCCCACAGGUCCUUCUCUUUUUGUGACUUUCAGUAACCAAACCAACAGAUGAACACAUUUCCAGAGCUGCAUAUAGACUUGUUCGCAGUUUGUCAAUCAUGAUGAAUUUGUGCCUUUUGAACUGCGUCAUAAUUGUUGUUAAUUGGCUGUUGAAACAACUUAGCUUUUCACAGCCAUAAUGCUUUAUGAUUAGCUAGCUGGAGUUUGACAGCGUUUACAAUCAUCCACAAGUCCCUCAGGAAAAGUUAGUUAUGCCCCACACAGAUUGUCACUUAGUCAGAGGCCGUAAUGAUUUGUUUCCUCUGGUGUCUGAGGUCAUUGAAUGCAUUAUUCUGCAAUGACUUCUGGCAGUAAUUUAACAGCAACUCUUGGCUAACAGUGUUUACUCUCUCAGAGCAUUAACCAUACCGCUGUGAUUUGAAAUAAUGAAAUUCUCAAACUGUAAAUCUUACACCAAGCAUCAGUAGCAGCAGAGGUUAAUGGUUUGUUUACGUCUGGGUUGUAUUUCUGAAGAAUCUAUCAUGCCUGUUUUUUUCAACAAGAGCUUUUAAUUAGUUUAAUUUUUAGAUUUUCAAUGAGCUCCUCUGUUUGACUCUUUAUGCUUUUGGUUAAAAUUACCAAAGGGGAAUUAGAUGGAAGUGACCAAAGUUUGUUGGGGGGUAGGGCAAAUUAAACGGGCCAUAAAUCUUGAGGAAAGACUUACUCAUUCUUUCAGGCAUUCAGCCGCACCACACAGGGCAGGCGAGGUUUGUCCACAUGGAGCCAAGCCUGAGGCGCAUGUCUGCCUCCUCUCUCAUAUUCAUGUGGCGUUUUUUCUUUUUCUGUCACCAGUAUCCUGAACUCCUGGUCGCCUCGUACAACAACAACGAGGAGGCUCCUCAUGAGCCAGACGGCGUAGCCUUGGUGUGGAACAUGAAGUACAAGAAGGCUACGCCGGAGUACGUCUUCCACUGUCAGGUAUGAAAAGUCUCUUAAGCUCCACAUACACGUCCUCACCGGUAGCCUCCUCUAAGGCAAGCAUAGAAAACCGCCAACCAAACAGCCUUUGUUGGCUCGCCCUCUCUACUCCCCUCACCCUCUUGCUUUCACUAACAUCGUGAGUUCACCGUACUGGCAUCUACCUCCACCACAUCCAUCCACAAACACAUGUUCGUGAGGCGCCGUAGAAGACCUGUGGUGCAGGAGUCGAAUGGAAUCCAGGCUCUGCUGCAGGAUUAAGUGUGUGGGGCAGGGCUGGUUAUCAUGUGCAUCCAAACAAGGACCCUGUGUUCAGACGAGCAGUGCAGCUCCUCCGCUCUGCCCGGCCUUAUUAUAAUGCCUGCCCCGAGGCUCCGUCACCAAGACAAGUUGAGUAGAACCACAUGUUUCUGACUCCAGAGCGGAUGUGGAUGCAGGCGUAUUGCUCAGAUGAAUAAAACUGAACAGAAGUGUGAAUGCAGUUUUCUCUGAGCCUCCCAGUCAGCCCAUAAUGAGAUUUUCUUAAACCAUGCGUCACCCUUUUUUUGUCGAGAAAAUCCAGUUUGGAAAAAUUACGGUGGUACAAGUGUGAUAGGUGAAGUGAUGAGAGCAAGUAGGCCACCCAAAAACCAAAGCGAGGUAAUGAAAUACAUGAAUCAAGUCAUGGUCCAAGUCAGAUUAUAUAAUAAUGCUGUUAACAAGCCGAGAAGGUUUGUUUUUUUUCCCUGUCGAAAACUGUGCCGUGAGUGCUGAAAGAUUCAUACAGAAAAAAGAAACAUGCUCAGAACAGUUUGACCGUAUAACUUUGAGACGAAGCAAGAAAACCACUUCACCGUUGAGGUUAUUUUUCAUAUUUCAGGAGAUCCUGGUGUAAAACUUAGUCGACUUUUCUUGAUGCAGGACAGUUGUGUGUUCCAGUUUGCCCCUGUCGCUCUGACAGUCUUUACUAAAUAUGUUUGCACUGCCCUGGCUUGCAGUUGCUUUUAAAUCUCAGUAUCAAAACACAGUUUGUGGCCCUCUGUAGGAAUCUUUUUAAAAGAGUUGAUUUUACAGGAACUGUUGCCGAUCAAGAACGACAUGUGAGCGUGCAUACAAGUGAAAACGCCAACAAGCCCGUGUUUGAGACUGAAUACAUCGUCAGGUCCUCAUUCCAAAAAUAAAAACAAAAAAAAGCAGUCAAUGUUGGAGUCCAAGUUGAGUCAGAAGUCCUGAAAAUCAGCAUUAGAGUCAGUCUCAAGUUAAACAACACUGGUGAUUGAAUAACUUUUCCUCUGAAAUCAGGAGGGGUUCUUUUUAAAAUUGAAAUAUCCUGUCUGCCAGCUCUACUCACUAUCUUGAUGCACCUCUGUGCCUCUCUGAGUAACCCUGCCAGUGCAGCCUUGUUUAUCCGAGUAGAUCUUUGGUCUUUAAAGUGAACUCUAGGGAUGGGCAAUAAAUUAUCGUUCACAAUAUAUCGUCAGAAAAAUCCUCCAUGAUAAAUAUUUGCCAUUUUAUGAUGAAUAUGAUAAAUGCAAGUUGAUGACGUAAGCGUGACCGACGGACUCACAGCCCACACAGAGCAGAAUAACAAACAAACAAACAUGGCUGAAGGUGAUGAAGAAGACGCUUCUGAGCAGCUCAUUACUGAACGAGGCUCCACAUGAGGGAUUUCCUUCAAGACAUCGGACAGUGGAUCUGCUGCUGUUCACUCUGUGCAAUAAGAGUUCUCUACAAAUGUUGAAAAUGUUUUCACAUUUGAGACUUAUUUGAUGUCAUUAGUUUUCUCUAUAACCCACAACUCAAACUUGUGGUUAAGUACCUUAUUUGACUACUCCAUCUGGUGUUCUCAGGACAAAAUGAGUCAAAAAUAUAGAUUGGAAUUCUAAUAUUUUUUAUCGAGGCGUUUAUUGCUAGAAUGGCAAAUCUUACUGUGGUAAGUUUUUUAACCCAUAUCGCUCAUCCCUAGUGAACCCUCAUCUUGAUUCUAUGGGAUGUAAGAACCUGUAUCCUCUCUUUUUUUUUCUCACAGUCUGCUGUUAUGUCGGCCGCUUUCGCCAAGUUCCACCCAAACGUUGUGGUGGGGGGCACCUACUCAGGGCAGAUUGUUCUGUGGGACAACAGGAGCAACAAGAGGACCCCUGUACAGAGGACCCCCCUGUCAGCUGCAGCACAUACGGUACAGAAGCAGACAGACGCAGUGGGCUUGUAGUCUAUUUUCACCAACAGAAAAGUAAGAUUUCCUCUCGUGUCUCUUUGCAGCACCCAGUGUACUGUGUGAAUGUGGUCGGCACCCAGAAUGCCAACAACCUGAUCAGCAUCUCCACGGACGGCAAGAUGUGCUCGUGGAGUCUGGACAUGCUCUCUCAGCCACAGGUAACACCCGUUUAUUAGACUGUGAGUGUCAGUGAGGCGAGAUUACACAAACACUCCAAGAUUUAAGAUUGACCCGUAAACUUUAAUAGCUGUGUUCACAUCUUACAGAGCAGUGUGGAGCAUAUUUCCUCCAUGUUGUGUCCUCUCUGUCUCUUCACUGUCACAUUCCACACACUUCCUGUCCCUCCUGUUCACGGUAAAUGUCAAACAUUUCGGCCGGGCUCUUUCUUUUUAGCAUUCCAGCUUCCCUUCGAUUUAUUUUCUCUUCAACUCAUUUUUCACUUUCCAGGAAAUUAACUUUGCUAGCUGUGUCAUUUCAAGCGAGCUGCCAAGACCUCAAUGUCAAAACUUGCAUUUUUUAUAAAGUGCUAGUUGAAUUUGGAUUAUGCAUUAAUAAACUGUCAAGUGAUUUUUAUAGGUUGUGUUUGGCAGUGUGUGUGUUAGCAUUAAGCCUGAGCAGGGAGCUUGUUAAAGGAUGUUGUUCCACUGUCUCCCCCCCUCUGCAGGACAGCAUGGAGCUGGUUUUCAAGCAGUCCAAGGCCGUAGCUGUCACCUCCAUGUCUUUCCCUCUCGGAGAUGUCAACAAUUUUGUGGUGGGCAGCGAGGACGGUUCUGUCUACAUGUCAUGUCGUCAUGGAAGGUGCGUUCACAAGCGGCCCCAGUUCCACCGGCAUCCCUCCUCCCCCCCGAACACGGCCAGGAAACUGAGGCGGCUUGUCAGGGCCCACCUAGCACCAAGUGUCAAAUAAAUAUAGCCCACUCACUUCCCAGCGCAACGCAAAUCCAACACUUGAUCUCCCGCUGUUUGAGGUUUCACUCCUGCCCAGUCAUCCUGUUUUUCUUUUCCGCUUGUCAGUUGUGUUUGUAAAGGUCGCUCAACAUAAACAGGGCACACAUGCAGGGGAAACAAAUCAUUUUUUCCUCCUCUAUUUUUUCUCUCUCUCCUCCUCUCUUUAGUACGUUUCAGUGGGUGAGAGAGUGUGUUUACAGUCAGUCGUCCCAGGGAGAAUUAAAAACUACAUUUCAUCCUACAAUGUUCUCAUUUUAAAAAACCUGGAGCCUCCUCAUACAGCGGGUUGAAUCAGAGCUGCCAGUGAGCAGCGUGUUAACUGCAGGCCCUGCAGUCUGCCUGUAAGACUGCACAGAGGGGAGAGACGCGAGGUUUAGCAGUGCAGAAUCACCUCUGUAAUUGGGGGAAUAAUUUUCCAGCUCAUUGACGAUGGUAUGAUACUUCUCAUCACAGUUAAUAAUGCAUAAGCAUCACUCACGCUGAGUAUUUACCUCUCUGCGUUAAUUAUCAGAGCCUCAGUUCGGUAACAGAUCUGCAACAUGUGGUUGAGGGUUGCAGGCACUUUUUCUAGCCUGCAGGUGAUCAUGUGACAUCUGAAGUAAGAGAGAAAUGUGAACAUGUCCAGAAGGGGUUGGCUCUUAUACCCUGAGAAAACCGAUGGGUGCAAACUGCUUUGAAAUAAACACAACAUUAUUUUCACAGAAAUAUGUAUAUCAAAAUGUUUUAUCAUGAAUUUAGGCAAAGACUUGAUUAUCAGGGUACAGAUGAAAAUACAGGAUGACUUCACUCAUGCUGACAGUAAAUGGGUCAAUCUGAGUUACAUCAUUAUCACUUCUUCCAUGUACUCCACAGCAAAGCGGGCAUUAGUGAGAUGUUCGAGGGCCACCAGGGGCCCAUCACAGGGAUCCACUGCCACACAGCUCCAGGGCCCCUGGACUUCUCCCACCUGUUCGUGACCUCCUCUUUCGACUGGACUGUCAAGCUGUGGAGCACCAAGGUACCAGCAAAUCCAGGCUACAUAUGUUAAUGUCCCUGAAGCCCCCAGGAUUGAUGGAAAUGUUUUUAAUGAAUUCUGUGUCAGCGUUUUGUGCAUCUACUAAGUUCCAUACAACUCGGUGUCAGCUCCUUUUUAACCGCAGUGAAGCUCAGGGUGAUAAUUUACCUUUAUGUUGAUAUCAUUGUCAGAUACUGUUGUUAAAUCCCUGUAACAAUAUAAGUCCCUACAAAGAUCUGGCUCCUUUGUGGAAUUUAAAAGAAGGCAAUUAUGACAGAAAUAAGGAGCCAACAGAUCAAGCUUUGUAACAAUGACAGGAUUUAUAGAACCUUCUGCUGCUUUUGGAUUAUUGUCUUAGCUUAAACAUCUGCAAUCUGCUCUACAUUCAAACACCCCUGUCCUUAAAUGUCUGUUCCAGCUGAUUAUCUAUGCAAUGAUUACUGUCUCGAGGUCAAGUUUUGCUAAUUAACAUUAAACACUUACAGCUGAUUAAAAUUGCUUUUGCCUUUAACUGAUGGUAUAGAAAAUUAAAAAAGAAAAACACUUUUUUCAAGUGUGAAGUUUAAACUUAAAAACUUUGAAAGUUUUACAAUUCAUCGAGGACAGGACAUGAGAAGCUUUACUACAUUUGUCCAAUACUCAUUAAGAUUCUUCGACUCCUGACUUGUUGAGUUCUGUUUGGUAGUAAGCUGCUGUUUUUAGAGGUGUAACCGCCGUACUUCUUGAACUCAUAUUUCUGAUGGAUGGUUAAUCAGAUCAUGAAGCAAUAUUUACACCAAUACCCAAUGCUUCCUCCUUUCUUUAUUUCUGUUUGCAGAACAACAAGCCGCUCUACUCAUUUGAGGAUAACUCCGAUUACGUGUACGAUGUCAUGUGGUCUCCCACUCACCCCACGCUUUUUGCUUGUGUCGAUGGAGUCGGCCAUCUCGACCUGUGGAACCUCAACAACGACACCGAGGUAUCACUGCUCUCAAACAUUCUCACAUCUGUUCCAAGUGUUUUACUUCACAAUGCCAAAUAAAACACUGCAGAGAAUAUUUAUGAGUUAUUUUUGUGUGUCAUUUUUAAGGUUCCGACCGCCAGUGUCACCGUAGAUGGAAACCCCGCCCUCAACAGGGUCAGAUGGGCCCACUCAGGCAGGGAAAUCGCCGUGGGAGACUCAGAUGGACGAGUCCUUGUGUACGAUGUUGGAGAGGUGCGCAGCCAUGACUCAGCUUUUUGACUGUUCUGUACUUUCAUGAGGUAAUUGUUCACAAUGCCAUUACUCCCUCAUGUCGCUGAAAUGUGCGUCUGUUGUACGUCUACCUUCACAGCAAACUGCUGUUCCACGAAACGACGAGUGGACCCGCUUCGUGCGCACGCUUGCAGAGAUCAACGAGAACAGAGACGACGCAGAGGAACUGGCGGCUCAGCGCCUGGCUGCCUGAUCGACACGGCGUGCGUGAGAUGUUUAAGGGACCAGUGGUGUGCUCGUUAUUCUCAGCCUCAUUUUGUGAGAAUAAAAAAAUGAUGUGGCGACGUCAUGACAGAGGAAAUAAUCCAACUUUUGAUGAAAGAGAAGUGAGGACAUCUUCAGCCCCUCCUUCCCCCCUUCCCUUAAAAAAAACUCAGCUCACUGUAGUAGCUGGAGCCUCUUUUUUUGUAGAGAGAUAGAAGUAACAGGGCUGUAACCUCAAACACUAACAGGAAGCCAUAUUUACAAACACGAACAGGUCGUCCUUUCUCCAACCAGAUGCCUUAAACUUUCAUUUCACCUUGAUUGUAAAACCCAUCCAGUCUUCUUUUGGGCAUUUUAACACUUUUGCCUUAUUUGUCGUUGAGUUUUUAACCCACGUUGGUGCUUCACUCCACACACAUUCAUGGUAAACACUCAGCUGAGCUCAGUUUCUACCAAAGUUGUAAUAAAGCAAUCACGUCUGGAAACACCGUGGAAUGUAGAGUUACGUUCACUGUAGCCCUCGUUUCAUCCUCGUUUGUAAAUGACUAUAUACUGAAUUGCCGUCAUCCAAAUAUCUUUCUACUACUGUAUAGAUCAGUUCUCUACCAGUUCUCAGUAGACAAAGCAGCUGGUUAGAUUUGGGAUAGCUGGGAUACAAUUAAUGCCUGAUGAUCAUGUAUGCUGUAAUUGGUCAGUGAUUUCCACGUCUGUACGUGAAACAGAGAUCGUCUGUUUCCUGAAGAAUCUCAAAGCUUGGUGUUGAAACUGGGAAUGUACUUUUCACACAGAAGCAACAGUUUAAAUGAUUUAUUUCAAUAAAAUACAAUAAAUACAUUUAAAUUAUU